Molecule: messenger RNA, 3444 nt
Organism: Ipomoea triloba (trilobed morning glory)
Lineage: Eukaryota; Viridiplantae; Streptophyta; Magnoliopsida; Solanales; Convolvulaceae
Exons: 4
Coding region: 1-3444 (1147 amino acids)
Molecular function (GO): nucleic acid binding; RNA-DNA hybrid ribonuclease activity; zinc ion binding
Source: RefSeq, a predicted model, not a curated record
AUGGUUUCUAUUCGUAAAACCUUCGAGCUAAUCGGCUUCGGAGGCCAUUUCUCCUUGGGCUUGAUCGACCAAAAACACAUCUUGAUUAAUUUCGAUCCUGAGGAAGAUUAUCAGCGUUGUUGGCUCAGAAAAUCUUGGUCUAUUCAAGGUUUCAUUAUGAACAUCUUCAAAUGGUCACCAAACUUCCGACCGGAGGUCGAAUCUCCUAUCGUCCCAGUUUGGGUUGCUUUUGAAGGGCUUCCAGUUCACCUGCAGGACAAGCGCGCAGUUUACUCAAUCGCGAAUAUCAUCGAAACUCCUUUGAAGGUUGAUGCUUCUACACUAUCAGUCAAUAGACCUUCUGUCGCCAGAGUCUGCGUGGAAUUAAAUGUAACCAAAAACUUGCCGCAGACAAUUUGGAUCAACAACGGUUCAUAUGGGGGUUUUGCGCAAGCUGUCAAAUAUGAGUACAUACCACCAUAUUGCUCGAACUGCAACAAAUUUGGACAUACAACUAAAGAGUGCCGCUCAACUGCUGUCAACACCACUAUCCACACCACCUCUCAAAUGCCAGAAAUGCCACGAGCUCCGACCGCAAACAAACCCCGCACUACUUCGGAACCAGCGGCAACUUUGAUCCCUCCACGUAAACGCUGGCAAAUUGUGUCCCAAGCCGCUGCAAUAGCUCCCUCUAACAUUGAGAAUGACAACCCGCAUUUUGCUGGUUCAAAUGAAAAAACACCAAAUUCUUUGGAAAAUGAUGACAACCUGCAGGACUCUGGCUGUUCCGAGUCUUUUCCUGAAUGCCACGCCACCUUAGGGACUCAUUUAAUUGAUGAUCAUUGCGUUCGUGCUGAUAGUUCCCAGGAAUGUGCUCCAGGACACUACUCCGACGGAGAUGAUUUGCAAGAUGCACAGGUUUAUUCGAAGAGUCUUCUUGAGUCCUGGAAAGAAGCUAGCAAAGGUUUUUCAGCAAAGUUGUGCCAACCAGAUAUGGAUGCUUUUGUGACAGUGACAAAGAAAAAGCGCCGACCUCGCAAAGAUUACUCUGCUCAUUCCCCUUUGGUCACCACUCGUUUGGCCGCCGAAGAAUUUGCGAGGAAGCUAAACCUCAAAUUUUCCUUUGCAUCUAGUAACUGCAAAAUCUGGUUAUUCUGGUCAGAUGCUUUCUCUUUAAAUGUUUUGCAUGAUUCUAAUCAAUUUGUUUGUUGCGAGGUUAAAUAUGUUCCUUGGGAUUUCUCUUUCAAAUAUAUCUCUGUGUACGCCAAACACACCCGGGUGGAGCGGCAAUCUCUCUGGUCGGAUCUGAGUGAGUUAUUAAAUGACGAUUUUCUGGUUCUAAUUGGUGGAGACUUCAAUGCUAUCUCAUCUAUUUCUGAAUACAGAGGAAGUUCUGUUCUAGACCUGAAUAGUAUUGCGGACUUUUCCAGUUUUAUCUCAGAUUGCAGCUUAUAUGACUUGCCUACUGCGGAUGGAUUAUAUACUUGGUCUGGAACUCGGAGAACUGGUAGAGUAUGGAAGAGACUAGACAGAUAUCUCAUGUCUACUAGUUUUCGGGAUUAUUUCACUGAUGUUAGAGCAGGAAUGUUUAGCCGCACAUCUUCUGAUCAUGCUCCUAUUCUCUUCUGCGGGCAAAAGAAUGAUUUUUCUGGACCGAGGCAAUUCCGUUUCCAAAAUAUGUGGCUUACUCACCAUGGAUUCGAUGAAUUGGUUGCUAAGAGCUGGGCAGAACCUACUGUUGGAGGUGGUAUGAGAGCCUUUGCUUUCAAACUAAAACGCCUAAAGCAAGCACUAAGAGAAUGGAACCAUAAUGUUUUUGGAAAUGUCUUUGAUAAGUUUCGCUCAGCUGAAGCUGCGACUGCUGAUGCCGAGCUGCGUUUUGAUGCUGAAGCCUCUCUAGAGAAUCGCGAACACUUAGCAAGACAACAGGCUAAUUUAAUGUUGGCACUACGGCAAGAGGAAAUCUUCUGGAAACAGAAGGCCAAGGUGAAAUGGCUUCGAGAAGGUGACAACAAUACUAGCUUCUUUCAUAACUCGGUUCGGGACCGUCACAGGAGACAGAGGAUCAGUUGUAUUCGAGGGUCGACUGGUGACUUUAUUUUUUAUCAGGAAUUAAUUCAAUCUGAAGUUGUUUCCUUUUUCACUACUCUCUUUACUGAAGAACCGUAUUCAAAUAUAGAGGAAUUCAUAACACACAUUCAGCCUUUUAUCUCAGAUUCUGACAAUGCAACUCUUACAAGAGUCAUCACAAGGCAGGAAGUGAAAGAUGCUGUUUGGGCUCUAGACCCAGAAAGCGCUGCUGGACCUGAUGGCUACUCCGGCUCCUUUUUCAGACACUAUUGGCACAUUAUCGAAAAUGAUCUUUACUUGGCAGCGUUGGAUUUCUUUGCGGGUGUUCCCGUUCCUCAGGCAAUAACUAGUGCUCAAAUAGUUCUUCUUCCAAAGAAAUCUAACCCCGACACCUUUGCAGACUUUAGACCAAUUUGUCUUUGCAACUUUAUUAGCAAGGUUUUUACCCGGAUCAUCACGACCCGGCUAAAAAAUCUGCUUACUAAGUUGAUCUCCCGGGAACAAGCAGGCUUUGUCUGUGACCGAAAUAUUCAAGAUAAUGUGCUAUUAGCUUACGAGCUCAUCCACUUUAUCGAUAAGAAAUGCCGAGGGUCCAACGUCGCAGUGAAACUGGAUAUGAUGAAAGCAUUCGAUAGAGUGGCAUGGCCUUUCCUUCGGGCAGUCUCCAUACUUUACUUGCCGGGGAUUGCCUACUGUCUCGCACCUUGCAAAUAUCAUUGGGCUUCUUGGAGUAAGGUCUGCUACCCAGUUGACGAGGGAGGACUGGGUAUUAGAUCAAUGUUGGCGAUUCAACAGGCAUUUGCUUCCCGGAUGUGGUUUAAAUUCCGAUCUUCUGAUUCGAUUUGGAGCACUUUCAUGAGGCAACGCUAUCCUGGUCCUAUCUUUCAGCUUAAACCACCCUCUGGGCGCUUAAAGCUCAAUACUGACGCAGCCUUUUCUUCGACAAGGAGUGCUGGUGGGGCAUGCAUUCGAGACUCUCGUGGCUACCUUAUUGCUGCCUUGGCUUUCCCUAUUGAUGCGUCCUCAGCAUUGGAGGCAGAGACCUUAGCUUUGGAUUUUUCCCUCCACUGGUGUAACCUUGCGGGUAAAUGGCCUCAUUUUAUUGAGGUAGAUUCAAAACUACUUGCUUCUUUCCUUUCUUCUCCAGCUCCUCAGGUUCCAUGGCGAAUACAAGGCCCUAUCGCUCGUAUUAAGGACCAUCUUGCCUUCAGCUCUUCUACGGUCACCCAUGUCUACCGUGAAGCCAAUUCAGUUGCUGAUGCUUUAGCUUCUGUCGGACUCUCUUGCACCAGGCCGAUCUGUUUUCUUUCUUUUGAUUUACUGCCUAUUUCGGUUCGCUCAUCCUUUUUGUACGAUCUUCGGGGUUUUUCUGCCCCUAGACGUUUUCAUCAAUAA